AGCGAUGAAAAAUUAACUGAACCUACACAACACGAAACAACCCCUCAGCAUAGCUGCUUCUGGCUUCUCUCUCCACAAGAUCCUGAAAAAAAAAAAAGGCUUCUUUGACCAUGUCGACGGCGGUGAUGAUGGUGGCGCUACUCUUCUUAACCACCACAAUAGCCCCAUCACAAGCUCAAGACACGGCAUCUUGUGCCCAGAAUCUAAUUUCGUGCGCUGAGUAUCUUAACACCACAACUACACCUCCUGAUAGUUGCUGUAGCUCGAUCAAAGACGCUGUUACAAACGACCUUACUUGUCUCUGCAACCUUUACAACACUCCUGGCUUGCUGGAAAGCUUUAAAGUGAAUGUUACUCAGGCUCUUGCUCUUACUGGCAGAUGCGGUGUUAACUCUGAUCUCAGUGCUUGUAGCAAAGCUGGAGCUGAUGCCCCAACCACCCCGCCUCCUCCAGGAGUUCCAGGAAAUGAUGGCAGCAGGAUGGCGUGGACUGGAUUUUCAAGCUUGCUCUUAAUGUGCGCUACCUCUCUGUUUUAUUAGGCCACCACCUACAUUGUUCUUUUGAAAUUUGGAGAUAUUUAUAUAAGUAGGAGAGUAUUAUAUGUAUGAUUCCGAGAUCAUUCAUGUGUUAGGGAGCUGUAUUUCCAGAUUUGGAUUUUUAUUGUUCACUUGUAUUUACUUAUUUGUUGUCUCAUUAAUUUGAACUUUGUUUCUGAUGGAUGUCUUAUGUGUAUGGAAACAUACAUUACAACCAAA
This is a messenger RNA of Ricinus communis (castor bean), 755 nucleotides long. RefSeq names its product non-specific lipid transfer protein GPI-anchored 7. The record is from RefSeq and is a predicted model, not a curated record. The transcript has 3 exons. The coding region runs from base 111 to 539 and encodes 142 amino acids. Lineage: Eukaryota; Viridiplantae; Streptophyta; Magnoliopsida; Malpighiales; Euphorbiaceae.